CCUUCUGUAGGAACUCCGUGGACGGGCAGUGGUACAGUUACGAUGACAGCAGCGCGGAGCCGGUGCCGGAGGCGGAGGUGUGCACACGUGGCGCCUACAUCCUCUUCUACCAGAGAAGAAACACCAUCCCUCCCUGGUCUGCCAGCUCCUCCGUCACCGGUUCGACCAGCUCGUCCGCCUCUGACCACUGGCUUGUCCGGCUGGCGGGGGACAGUAAGAGGGGCAGCGUGGUGUCAGGGGGACCCAUCCCUGGACCUCUGGGGCCCGUACAGGCCCCUGAGUCUCCCGAGCUGCCAGUGUUCAAAGAGGAACCCCCCAAAACAGCAGAAACAAAUGGAUUCGAAGCAAAGCCGUUUGUCCGCGGGAGCCAAGGCCGGAGCGUGAGCAUGAGGUCACCAACGAAGCCCAAGGAGACUCUGAGCAAAGUUCUGCCUCUGCGGUGGUCGUUUGGCUCCAAAGACCGCAUCAGACACCCGGCCCAGACCCAGCCUGGAGAGCUGGUGGAGUACCUGGAGUCCGGGCGCCGCCCACGAUGUACCAAAGACCCGAUCAUAACGCUGGUGGCCACGCCGCCGCAGAGGAGCGCCCAGGGAAGAGCCUUGGAGGGCGGACAGGACUGCAGCUCGCCGAGCGGCAGCAGUCUGAGCUACACGGACAGACCCGCCUCCGACACCUGUUACUCCCCCAAAAUACCAGAGGGGCAGAGCAGAGGCGGUCUGGAGAGGAGUUUGAAUCAGGGAGUCGCCAACGGCAGCAAAGCCAGGGAUGAUGGAUCUCUGAGAGGUCAGAGGUCAUCGAAGAGAGCGAGGCAGGACCACAGCAGGACCCAGGACUUCCCGCUGCAGAGAGGGGCCUUUCUCCUGGACCAUAUCAGCCACAGUGCACCUCCCAGCAGAGACUCCACGCUGAGGAGGACCAAGGUCCAGACAGGGGCGACCUCCAGGAUGCAGAAGGACUUGUUACAGAUGUCCAUGCAUCCCGAGGACAGGAGGGGACAGAGGGGACACGAGGGUCGCAGCCACGAGAGCCUCCUGUCUUUUUUCAAACCUGGUUUCAUGAAGAAAGAAAUUCCCGGGUCACCAAUCAAGGGGCCGGACCGGCGUCUGAACGGACAGCUGGGAAGGCUUGCAAACUGUAAUUUAGCCAAACUGUCCCUCUCCAACGGGACGCUGACCACAGAGGACAGGAAGGUCAUCCCGAGCUGUGACGCCCAUAACUGCAAACUGGUGAACGGGAAGGCCGGGAUUCAGGACCCUGUGGACAUUAAGCGCGCUCACAGCUCCAGCAACAUCCAGAACAGGCUGGAUUUGACGUUUCGCAGGUGCGCCUCGCUGCAGAGGAACGGAGAGAUAAUGGCUCCUCCGGGCCACCGAAUCCUGCUGUCGGACAAGCCGAGCUACGCCACCCUGCAGAGGACACGAUACAGUACCACCUCCCUGGUGCCUCUGUGACAGCCGCCAAUGCCUGUUGAACACAAGAACCUCUCUACUGAUUUCUACGCUCGGCACCUGGAGGCUCCCGGCAGGAGACGUCACUGGAAACAAAGUCUAUCUUCUCACUCCCCUUCAUAGUACUGUUAUAAGUUCUUACCUGUGUGUGUCUUAAACGAAAUCUAUGCAGAGCUGAAUUUACCGAGGAGAAAUACUGCUGUAAUGUGAUAUUCUUUUUUAUUUUACAGAGCAGUCUACUGUUAAUUCAUGGUUUUAGUUUUGAGUUUAAGAUCAAUAUUUGAAAAGCGGAAGGUGAUUUGGUGAAUUUGCAUGUUUUUGCCCAUUAUACGUUCAUCAUAUGGGCUCAAACAUGUAAACUUGUUAAACACUGCAGAGCGUACUAACACCUGCACUGUAAAUUGGCUGC
Molecule: messenger RNA, 1857 nt
Organism: Plectropomus leopardus (leopard coralgrouper)
Lineage: Eukaryota; Metazoa; Chordata; Actinopteri; Perciformes; Serranidae
Source: RefSeq, a predicted model, not a curated record